CCCAUGACAGGAAGGACCUGCCUCCAGGCUGAAAACAGCCUGUCUGAUGUUUCUGCAGAAUAUGGUUACGCUUCCCCAGGAUCACAAGCAAGAAAAAUACAACGACUCACCAUGGUCCCCAUGCUCAGAAUGCUGUUGUGUCUUGGACUGAGUGUGGGACAGAAGACUGCAGUCCUGGCAGGAACCCUCACAAAGCCCAAAAUCUGGGCUGAGCCACACUCUGUGAUCGCCAUGUUUGCACCUGUUACUAUUUGGUGUCAGGGGUCCUGGGAGGCCAAAGAGUACCAUUUGCUUAAAGAGGGAAGCACGGAUCCUUGGGACAGACAAUACCCUCUGGAAAGCUUGGACAAGGCUAAGUUCUACAUCCAACACAUGACAGUGGACUUUGCAGGGAUAUAUAAGUGUUACUAUAAGAGCCCUGCUGGCUGGUCAGAGCACAGUGACACCCUGGAACUGGUGAUAACAGGUGAGUGAAGAGUCAGGGUUCCCAGCACAGGCUCUCCCCUCAGAAGGAGUUCAACUCUCCAGGGUACUUUUCUCAGAGCCCAAGCCCGCAGUACAAUGUGGGUAGCUUAAAUUCGUUUCACUUCCCCUUGUAUCCUAGGAGUCUAUCCUAAACCAAGCCU
This is a messenger RNA of Peromyscus leucopus (white-footed mouse), 626 nucleotides long. Its product is annotated as leukocyte immunoglobulin-like receptor subfamily B member 4. The record is from RefSeq and is a predicted model, not a curated record. Gene Ontology annotation, biological process: cytokine-mediated signaling pathway. Bases 4 to 474 code for a protein of 156 amino acids. Gene Ontology annotation, molecular function: inhibitory MHC class I receptor activity. The transcript is spliced from 3 exons. Lineage: Eukaryota; Metazoa; Chordata; Mammalia; Rodentia; Cricetidae.